Messenger RNA from Papilio xuthus (Asian swallowtail), 787 nucleotides. RefSeq lists its product as uncharacterized. The coding region runs from base 1 to 735 and encodes 244 amino acids. NCBI's taxonomy places the organism in Eukaryota, Metazoa, Arthropoda, Insecta, Lepidoptera, Papilionidae. The transcript has 7 exons. The record is from RefSeq and is a predicted model, not a curated record.
AUGGGUGUUUGCGCUGAUGGUUACGGAACAUGUUGCCUCAUGCUCCCUUCUUCAGGAACGUGCGUCCAGGACCAGUUUGUGAUUUCGGGACAGAAUGCCAACCAAGUAAUACCAAUUCUCUGCGGAAUUAAUACUGGCCAACACAUAUACAUAGAAGUUGGUGACGCACUAGGACCUAUACGUUUGACAAUUCAAACAGUUGCAGCAGAAAGUCGAUUGUUUGCAAUAAAGGUAACACAACUAAAGAACUCAGACAUCUUAGCCGCGCCAACAGGAUGCCUACAAUAUUUUAAUAAACCGUACGGCUACAUAGAAUCGUUCAAUUACAGGAACAUUACAGAUGUCGCAAACAUAUUUAACCCCACUUAUUUCAACAAUUUAAAUUACGCGAUUUGCAUCAAGCGUGAGAAAUCAUCGUGUAGCGUCACGUAUACGAAUGAAGAUCCUAUGCAAAUAGUUAAUUAUGACAACGAUGGUCUGCCGUUAAUUCCACCUCGUCAAGCCGGUGUUGAGAUAUUUAACUGUCCAAGCGACUGGUUGCUAAUAUCCGCUGUGAGGCUCUGUGGGGAACGCCUAAACGAUGGUUCAAUUGUACAAGAUUUUUAUUUAGAUGCCCCAGUCACAGAUAUCAGUGCCGGACCUAUAGUGGUUUGGUUCAGGUCUGACGAGGGCUACGUUGGACGAGGGUUCAAGUUACACUAUCAACAGAAUACUUGCGCAAUAUCAAAGAAAUGAAGUUUUAAAUAUUAAAAAUAAUAAUUUUUUCACAUAAAUAUUUUAAUGGCAG